This is a messenger RNA of Pyrenophora tritici-repentis Pt-1C-BFP, 558 nucleotides long. The record is from RefSeq and is a predicted model, not a curated record. Lineage: Eukaryota; Fungi; Ascomycota; Dothideomycetes; Pleosporales; Pleosporaceae.
GCUUCGCCACGCUUCGCCAUAUGCCGAUGAGGCAUAUUGGCUUGGUACUUUGACGUGUUGGUGGCGUCUGCGCAUCCGCCUAUUCGGAUCUCACCUGCAGCAUCUCAGACUACCAAAUGCGGCCAUCUGUUCGCACCCCCAUUCGGCACCUUGGGCUUUCCUGUCAGGGACCGCAUCAUCUAGCGUACGGAGCGGACCUCCCCAACCAACUUUUGCCCAGCUCAAACUUCCGUCCCGGACGAUCAGCGCUUGCAGCCGGCCUUGGACUUGUGGGUUCAUCGAACACUAGCGCCAAAAGGAGCCAGGAAACGGUUCAUCGUUCACUAGAUCUGAAUGCUUUCUUGAUUCAGUGCCUACUUGGACAGUGCGUGGAAUGACUGGUAUACGGUGUUUCCUGUCCAUGUGGAUCGUGAUUAUGCGCUUCGGUUGAGACGCACAUAGGCCUCUGGCGCUUGACACUUAUGCUUUUGCGGCAUACCUCCAUCUUGGGAGCCUUGGCAAUAUCAAAUGACUGUAGAUCAUGGCAAGUACAGCGUCAAUUAUAGCCAUGUCUACGUA